AUGACUUCAGAAUUGAAAGAAUUAUUGCCGGAGCCUGUUGAGAUUGACGAAUCGGAGAUAUUACCGCCACCAAAAAAAUGGUCCAUUGCGACGUGGGUCAUUCCCCACCUCGUUAGUAUCCAGAAGUACUCGGUGAUACCGUUCACCGUCUUCUCUGCUCUACAUCUUUCUAGUACGAUAUUUGUACCCGCUGUUGCGGGUCCUGGUGCUGGUGAGGAUGUAUUUACGAUGGCCAGAACGAUAUACCAAGCUCCGGGCAUCGAAGAGACCAUGGUGCUUGGAGCCGCGGGUACCCAUGUGCUGAGUGGGGUGCUGCUGAGGAUUUGUCGUAAGAUCAAACACGACUCCGAGUACGGCAAACAGAAGAGACGUUCGAAGGCUUAUAUGACCGAAGCAGAGAAGGCCAAAGAUGCGGAUUUCGGACUUGGUGGGUUCUUCUCGCUGUUCGGCUUUGGAUCGAAGCAAUCUGUCGUUUCUAAGAAGUUUGGCAUAUCACCAUCCGUUUUCAGUGGAUAUCUACUAACAGUUUUAUUAACCUGUCAUGUGGCAAGUUUGAGACUGGCGCCAUUGCUGGUGGAUGGUGAUUCUUCAUAUGUGAGCCUCGCCUAUAUAUCUCACAUCUUCAACCGAUCGCCGAUAUUCACUAGCGGAGCCCUCGGAUUACUCACAGCUGUUGGGACUUACCAUAUGUCCAGUGGCUGGUUACGAAUCCUACAUAAGUUUUCUUUGAACUGGAAAAGGGCUGCCUACGGGUCUAUUGCUUUAACGUGCGCUCUUCUGAGUGUGGCCCUUUCCAAAGUGGGUAGCCUUGGGCUCCAAACAGGAUUUAUGGCUGCAAAGUUUGAUGCCUAUCAUGAUUAUUUCCAUUGA
This is a messenger RNA of Kuraishia capsulata CBS 1993, 870 nucleotides long. RefSeq lists its product as uncharacterized. The transcript has a single exon. Gene Ontology annotation, cellular component: mitochondrial outer membrane. Bases 1 to 870 code for a protein of 289 amino acids. Gene Ontology annotation, biological process: mitochondrion organization; lipid homeostasis. NCBI's taxonomy places the organism in Eukaryota, Fungi, Ascomycota, Pichiomycetes, Pichiales, Pichiaceae. The record is from RefSeq and is a predicted model, not a curated record.